UAUGUUAUAUUACAAUGCACUUGUGUCUUUGGCAGCUUGCGAAGUUCUUCUUCGGGGUUAGGUAUUAUAUCGUGUCUAGCUUUUCUCAAGUAUUAUAAGAAAAGCAAGACGGUGAUUGGCCACCGCGUUGCCGCGUAUCGCAUUGCCGCGUUACCGCGUCCCGUGUGCACAAGCCCUUACUACAAACAUUGAUCAGCUGAGACGCAGUUUGCCUCAGCUCCUAAAAACUUGGUUACUUCCUCUCAGUUAUUUUUAUUUUCAGAGAACAGGAAUUUCGGAACACAUUAACCUAACGUAGUUAUUAGUCUUGUAUUUGGAAUGUCAUCAUCGAAUGAAGACAAUGGCAACAAAUGUGGAAUUGCGUACUGAAUGUAUUAACAAAAAUACGUGCAAUCAAAAGUCCAAACAUGUCAAAAGUCCAAAGCGGCCAGCAGCAAAGAACAAACGGAAAUCGGAGAAGCUCUAUGAGAAUUAUGAAGCACAAACAUCUGUUUGCGUCGCUCCUUUACCAAACACAAUGACAAGAGGGGACCUAGUAUUGUUUAUGGGUAGAUUUGGAAAGAUUCUGAAAUCACACAUGGGUAAAAAUUUCUUUCUGGUUGAAUAUGACACAAAAGAAGCCGUUAAUGUCUUAUUAACCAAAACAAAUUGGUUAGAAAAUGAAACAUUAUAUUUAAAAAGAGUUAAACAGAAGAACCUAAGUUACUUCGAAGAUAAAUAUGACAAUCUCAACGAAGAUAAAGCAUCACAACCAGCGAAAAGGACAAAAGAGAAUAAGCGUGUACCAAUUGUGAUAAUGGCGGAAGAUCUAUUAAGUUACAACACUAACAUAAGGUAUCUCAUUAAAGAGAUAACGGAGUUUGACGAUGAAAUGGCGACGCUUUUUGAGGCGAUAGAACUUACCGAAUCUGAAAUAAAAGCGAAGUAUGAUGGUAUAUGCGGCCACUUGGAAGAAAUAUUUAAGUCAGUCUUCCCGCAGUGUCAACUAUACAGAUUCGGCUCGACGAUGGCGGGAUUGGGCUUUAAGAACAGUGAUUUAGACAUGUAUUUGCAUAUUGGUGACAUCGGCCCGCGGUCGACGCAUUACAAACCGGACAUUUCAUUUCAAGAGUACGCGCAAGCGGUUUUGAAAAAGCUGAAGAGGAUAAUGUACAGCAAGACCACCGUUUUCUCCAACAUAAUAGCGAUCCCGAAGGCGAGAACGCCCGUCAUAAAAUUUUCUUAUAUACCGACUAAUGUCUCGUGCGACAUUACCUUCAAGAAUUGCUUUGGUAUUUACAAGACUAACUUUUUAAAAUUCUGUGCGUCACAUGACGUCCGAGUAAAGCAGUUGAUGCUGCUGAUCAAGUAUUGGGCCAAGGAGUACAAGCUCACCGGUGUCGGAAGAAUGCCCAACUACGGACUGAUGUGCCUCAUCAUCUUCUAUUUGCAAACGGUUGAUGUUCUGCCGACCUUGAUGGAGCUGCGGAAGAACUGUACACCGCUGUUCGUAGGUGACUGGCAAAUAAAUUUUAACGAAAAUUACAGACGCACCGCGUCGUCAUCUACCAGCAGUCAGAAUGUCGUGGACCUUCUCCGCGGCUUCUUCCAGUUUGUCAAGGAGAAUCUCGUUUUAACACCGACCAAGAAGCACUGCGGAGUGUUAUCUUUACUGGACGGGAAUACGUACGAUAAGGAUGAAUUUGACGAAGUGAAUGGCCUACCCGAUUACAUGAACAGCUACAAGAACCACAUUCUACAUGAUAACGGUCGUAAACUGGAGAUACGCAAUCUAAUAGCCAUUCAGGACCCGAUUGAACUCAACCAGAAUGCGGUACUAAGCGCGAACGAGUCGACGUUACGAGAAUUUCAUCAGCAUUGUCACUCUGCCGUUAAUUGCAUCGAGAGUGCCAAAAAGAAGAAUUACCAGAAUUUGUUGAAAGAUUUAAUGGAGAGGUCUCUCCCGCCGCCGCCGCCGUUAAAAGCGAAGCACAGGAUACAUAUCGGCCGUUUUCUGAAUAUCGGAUUGUCGGCAGAUUUCGACAGCCGCACGGAUAUUUCCAACAAGUGGGAAUACAAGAAGAACAAUUGGUGCUUCAUAAUGUUCAAUCUGAUAAAGGAUAUUUUAGAGAUGGUCUUCAAAUUCACGGUCAACGUUUACCUCGAUGACGAAGCUUGUAACGGUGAACUCGACGUACUACCCGAGGAACUGGUCAAAACCCACGAAGAGGUCCACUUUCAUUGCGUGGGUAAUAAGUGCGUGUUGCACAACAGGGCAAAGCACAACAGGAUUUUCUUGGAUGUUCAGUUGAGUUAUUUAGAAAAAGAAGCCAUAAUAUCGGAUGAAGUGUUGAAGGAAGUGAAUCAACAGGGUGAACAGAACGACACGAGCUUCAAGUGCAAAUACACAGUGAGUAAGACACUGAAGUCAGAAGCAGUGGAUAUAAAACUGUACCAAGAGAAAGGUCAGAAGAAUGCGUACGAUCUUAGCCCAUACCUCUAUAAGUGGAUACCACAAAUACUAGACAAAACAAUGACACACAUGCUACAGUACAAUAAGUCGUACAGUCAGUUGUAUCACUGUAAAAAACAAAAGAGUGGACAAACAGUGAAGGAACAGCAUUGUUCUUAUGAGUUCAAGGGUGACGUGGACAGUGUGGCUAACAAUAUAAAGGGUUGUACGCCAACAACGAACAUGAAGCAAGAGAAGCCAGAAGGCCAAGAUAAGAUUUGCAGGACGCAGCCUCAAGAGAAGGAUGCCGCGUCGAAGAGCACCAACGACGACGUGCAACGUGCGAUCGAGGGUCUCAAAGAAAUACCGGAUGAAGAGCUGCAGGAGUUCCUUGACGAUGAAGACUUCAUGGAGGGAUUAGACGUGGUGGACGCGUGGGAAGGUGAUGAAGAGAAGAACAAGGUCAAGGUCGAGCAAGACACGGCGGUGGAUCCUGUGAGGCAGGAAGAGAAACCUCCUAGGGAACGUGAUCGUGCCAAGACGACGAAAGGCCUGUCCGACAGCCGCGAAAAGCCUAGAAGAGAAGAGAGGAAACGCGAUGAGCUCCGCCGGGAUCCCACCAAGAGCACCAAGGACAUCGAGCGGGACAAGAUGCGGACCAAGAGGGAUACGGAGAGCAAGCUCCUCGCCGAGAAGGAGAAGGCCAUCAAACAUCUGCUGGACUCGGACAACGUGGUGCCGCCCGGCACAGAGUCCGAGGCCAUUCAGAACAUCAAGGAAGAGCAAAAUCGAGAACGAGCGCAACGCGAAGGACAAGGCCGUGGCAGGGAGCAUCAUCGUCGCAGAAGCGCGGAUCGUUACGGUGGCAGGCAGAGCCCGCCGCGACGUAGAAGUCCUGAUCGGCUUCGACCUAGUCCCCCCGUCCAUCGGCGACGCAGUCCGUUUCCGUUGAGUCCAGAACGUCGCCGGAGUCCACUCGUCCACAGAAACAGCUCGGACAGGCACAAGAGCCCGUUCCGAUACAGCCCGACCAGGCGGAAGAAUUCACCGCGAUAUUUCGAUCGCAGAAGUCCCGUCGUGUCCAGUCCAGAGCGACGCCGAAGCCCCAGACUGCCAAGCUGGGAGCGACGCUCUAGCGUGGACAGAAGGUGGAGUCCGGAGCGACAUAGGAGACGCGAUACGCACGAACGCCGGAGAAGUCGGUCUCGCGACCGGAGGAGUCGCAGCACGGAACGACUGAGAAGACGGUCAAGCCGCUCGCCGGUAGGCAGACGGUACAGCCCGCGUCGCAGAAGUCGCACGCGCAGCAGAUCGCCAGAGAAGCGCGCCCGUAAGCGUUCGCCCUUCAUCCAUGAACUGGCCAGGCAGCUCAGGAACGAAGCGAUGAUGCCGAGCGGCGUGGUGAACACCGGUGGAUACGCGCCGCCACCCGCGACCGUCGAGGGAAUCGCACCGUUGCUCAACGCGCCCAUGUACCAACAAGAAGGAGAGCCCAGGCCGCCGCCGCCGCAACCACAACCAGCACCACCACCACCACCACCACCACCCGUAGCGUCUUUUCAUCCGCAUCAAUCCGGUCCUUUACCGCCGCCGCCGCCACUUCCGGGUGGACCGCCGUUCAUGGGUUUCGAAUCCAUGUCGGCCAUGCCACCCAUGACCUUCCACGAACCCAUGGCCCCGCAUUCCAUACCUCCGGUCGAAUACUCGUCCGGCCCGGUUAUGUACAAUCAGUCCAACAACACUGCCCCCGUCCAACAAGCUCCGCCACAACCGGUGAUCCAUCCUCCGUUGCUGCCUGCGUCGUUACCCGUACCGUCACCGCAACCUGUGCCCGCACCAGUGAUGGAUCACGUGCAGAUGCCGUACAAAGCGUUGAACGUACCACCUAUCCAAGCACCGUUGAUGCACCAGUUCGAGGCUACGGCAAACAGCAAACCUAGUCACGCGGCUAUGCCCGCGACGUCGUCGCAGAUCUACAAGGAACGCGGAUCGACAUCGUACAGUGCCGAGUUUCACGCGCUACGCGAGGAACGGCUGAAGACGCCCGAGCCGCCGGUCAUCUCCAAGCCAAAACAAUUCGAAAAGACCAGCUUGUCCAGUCUGUUGGAAGCGUCUGUUUCUGCCAAAGAUCCAUCUAAUAUACCGAUGCUGUACCCAGGAUUCAAGCCCGAAAUAAUACGAUACUGCGAGCAAGCGCUGUGCCAGCUGCCGCUCGAGGAUCCACGUUUAAAGAUGAAGGGCAGAUUCUUCUAUGAUCGCAACGAGGAGAACAGUGAGAGAACCGAACCCGUGGACCACAUGUCGAAUUCGAUACUACUGCAGAAGAGCAAGACGAGGAUUUACUGGGAGGAGUGCAGCACGGAGCAGCAGGUGCCGCUCUCGAAGGCACCUACGGCGCAAAUGCACCAGAAGAUCUGCCAGACAGACGAGGUGGAGACAGAGACGAAGGGCGUGCAGGCGCGCGUCGCCACGAGCGAUUUCGAGUCACAGGUGUAUCCGCACGAUCUUGACCACGUGCAGGUCAAGGAAGAGAAGCGGCCGAUCAUGGACCGCCUCGAUUGGAGCGUACGGGAGACGUACGAUUACGCGCCGAGAUACCGCGAGAUGGAGGACCUGCGAUGGAGCCUGAGUAGCUCAUCACGACGCAAUUAUAGACAAGAAUCUCCCGAGCACAGCAGAGCGUCCGAGCACGAACACUUGGAUCUUAUCGAUCACGGUUCGCGAAAUUUGCGCGAAUCGCCCGCACACAGCAGGGAAAGUUUCUCCGGUCACAGGAUGCGCGAGCACUAUAGUCACGCGAGGUACUCGCCGGAUCCGUACCAUCGGCGUUCCAUGGAGCGCGACGAGUUUCACGAUAAAAGAAGCGAUCACAGCCGCGGUGAGAGCCCGAUGGACCUGGAGGAGGAGUCCGAUGACGAGCUGGUGAGCGGAUUCACUUUGCAAAGAGGAUCCGACUGGCACGGACGGGGCAAGCCGAUGAGGGGUAAGAGUUACAACCCGAGGGGAAAGCACAUGGGUGGUAGACCGUAUCGGGGCCGUGGCGGUUACCGCGGCGGCAAGUUUUGAGACGCCCGAGACGGUAAAGACUGUAUAGAGUAGAAAACACGACAUGAUGUUACUUUUUCAAUGUAUGUAUGUACAUAUACGUAGGGAAAGAUAUUCUAUGCUAAUCACGUUCGCUUUGGGACACCGCGCACGCGGGAUUAUUUGAUACUGACGGUGAUAUAAGCGGUGAGAGAGUACGACAAUUUUCACGACGAACAUCGAUAUUUUUAGGUGAAUUUAUGUAAACGAGUGACGACACAAUUGCAGAGGUACACACGCUCAAGUAUCUUUGCACAAGUGCGCUUAAUCGUCGUGGGAUUAAUCGUGCUGGAAUCCAGUAUCCACAGACCGGAAGCAACGGACCUUCUCCUCUUCCAUGAUACAGUUUUGCAUAAGUGUAACCGUAACAUUAGGUUGUGUGUAACAUAGAUUAUCUUACAUCGAGUAGCUACGUCCUCGCUGGACAUUCAUCCGAAAGGAAGAUCGAUAAUGUGACGACGAUGUUUGACGAAGGAAUUAUGCAACGGACAAUGCACGAGUCUCUUUCGUAGAUGAUGUACAGAAAACGCAGUGUUCAAAACGAUACAAUAAAUAAAUAAUCAAAGCUGAAGACAUGUAGGCUGCGAGCAUUCCGCGUCACGCAGUACGCGCGACUUUGUUUCGUUGGACAUCCGCGAGGAGAAAACGCGACUGAUCAUCAGGUGCCAUCACGUCGGCUCGAGGGCUAGUAGCAUUGUGAUAACUACGCUUGCAUUCGCGACCCGUGUCGCGAGCACUCAUUAGUGGUGGUCUUAAUUUUACAAUCAAUUGUUUAACGCUGUUUAACACAUCAUCGCUGCCAUCGAGAAUACAUCGCGGCACAUUGUUGUCAAGUAUUGAAGUUAUGAUGACGAAUUUACAGACAAAAAUGAGAAGACAAACGAGCGUUGUUGAAUUGUAAAUCAGUGUCGUAAAUAUUUGCAUAUCUUUUUAUAAAAUUGUCGAAAAAACUUUUUACGGAUAUUCAGUUUAAUGCGACGACUUACAACUGACUUUAAUGUAAUGCAUCUUGUAUGUAAAUCCACAAUUUUUAACGUUUCUUUCUUUUAUUCAUUACGUGCCUUUAGCAGAUUAGCAAUUGUGCGAUAUUAUUAUUUUUUUCUUUUUAACUGAAUAUGCGAGUAUAUACAAGAAUUAAAUAUAUGAAUAUACAUAGGAUUUAUAUAUAUAUAAGUACGUAUAUAGUGAUACAUAACACGUAAAAAGGAGUAAUUGCAAACACUUAGUAAUUUUUACUCUGAUAAUCGCUUCUUUCUCUCCAGCUGUAUCCUGUAAAAGUGUAUCGAUUUCUAAUUACAUUUCUACAAGAUGCGCAACCA
Ooceraea biroi (clonal raider ant) is the source of this 6834-nucleotide messenger RNA. RefSeq lists its product as uncharacterized. NCBI's taxonomy places the organism in Eukaryota, Metazoa, Arthropoda, Insecta, Hymenoptera, Formicidae. The record is from RefSeq and is a predicted model, not a curated record. Gene Ontology annotation, biological process: RNA 3'-end processing. Gene Ontology annotation, molecular function: nucleotidyltransferase activity; nucleic acid binding.